UUCGAGCCAUUUCUUCAGGCGGUCGUCGAACUUUACGAAAAAGAAGUCAAGUCAGCCGGGCUACGCAUAGUGGCCAAAAUUGGCAGAACGAAGAGACUCGACACCGGCAAAAUAGCGAGCCUCGAAUACGCGUUUGAAUUUCAAACACAGACCGCAGUGAAAUCAUUAGGGAUGGCGCCCCUUCCAAUGUGGCUCGAAUACGAUUUCGGCUCGAUUUCCGCCAUCUGGACAGCAUUCAACAAUCUCAGUUCCCACAGCAAUCAGCAAUUUGCUUUCACUUGUGCAACAGGAAACUGCACUUGGCCCCCUCACGCCUCGUUGGCAGUUUGCAGCGCAUGCAAUGACAUUUCUACCCAUUUGGUGAAGUCCACAGGUCAUGCUGAAAAUAGUGAGGAUACGACAUUUCCUCCAGGGUACAUGAGCGGUCCUGAUGGCGACAAUGCUUAUACCAAAUUCGAACUCCCGACGAUGAAUAUGAUCAUUUCUAAUCUUGACAAUAGAGGAUCACAAGUCGAGUUCACGUGCCAGUCUACAACACAACCCGGGAGUACGCUCUCAUUCCAAAACUCAAGAGCUUUGAUUGUCUCAUUCGCCAUGAUGAGAGUAAAUACCAACACUCCGAGAAGCAGUGGCGCCACUGCUCUUGAAUGCGCCUUGUCCUUCUGCACAAACAUUUGUCGUUCGACUGUCAACGAAGGUGUUCUAAACGAAGAGGUUCUCGGCUCAUAUUCGAUUCGGAAUCUCGACUCCUACUCAGCAUUUCCAGGAUUGAAUAGUUUGAAUCAAUCCAAAGCUUUGGAUAAGGUUUCGAAUUACACACUCGACUUUCAUGACCUCGGGGACUUCCGGCGAACAGAUCUGCAGCUUCAGAUACCCGUCAACGACAACGUCACUGCACUGAUAAGCAACAACGACCUGUCGUUCAACAUAUCCGACGCCGCCAUCACCACUCUGGCGGCUAUUUCAAUGGACAAGUUUGCCAGGCGUCCCCCCCCCCUUUAGAAUCGAAGCAACUAGUCUAUCCGACUUUUGCUACAAUAUCUACCCUCGAGCAGCCUUCUGUGAUCG
This is a messenger RNA of Colletotrichum phormii, 1068 nucleotides long. RefSeq lists its product as uncharacterized. The record is from RefSeq and is a predicted model, not a curated record. Bases 172 to 1002 code for a protein of 276 amino acids. Lineage: Eukaryota; Fungi; Ascomycota; Sordariomycetes; Glomerellales; Glomerellaceae. The transcript has a single exon.